Molecule: messenger RNA, 299 nt
Organism: Tauraco erythrolophus (red-crested turaco)
Lineage: Eukaryota; Metazoa; Chordata; Aves; Musophagiformes; Musophagidae
Source: RefSeq, a predicted model, not a curated record
GUAUUCUAGAAAUCCGAACAGUGGCAGUUGGAAUAGUGGCAAUCAAAGGAGUGGAAAGUGAAUACUUUCUGGCAAUGAACAAGUCAGGAAGACUCUAUGGAAAGAAAGUAUGCAAUGAGGACUGCAACUUCAUAGAACUGAUUGAAGAAAACCAUUAUAAUACAUAUGCUUCUGCAAAAUGGACACACAAAGGAAAGGAGAUGUUUGUUACAUUAAACCACAAAGGGGUCCCCAUGAAAGGUAAAAAAACAAAGAAAGAACACAGAGCAUCCCACUUUCUUCCUCUGGCAAUAUCCUAA